Ilex paraguariensis (yerba mate) is the source of this 1195-nucleotide messenger RNA. The record is from the annotation of a GenBank genome assembly. NCBI's taxonomy places the organism in Eukaryota, Viridiplantae, Streptophyta, Magnoliopsida, Aquifoliales, Aquifoliaceae.
AUGAUCUGCUAUUCUGGUGCAACUAUCCAUGAACAAAUGUGGAAAAUCUUGUAUAUAACUGAUAUGGCAAUUGAUGAAGCUGCAAUAACUUUUGCGUUUGAAAGUGUUUCAGGAAAUAUAGGAUGGGAUUCUGACACAUUACGAGAUGCUAUUGAGGAUUCAAUUACAUGGCCAGUUCGUCAAAUUAUACCCAUAUUGCCGGGGGAUUAUAGGGACCUAGAGUUAAAGCCUGUUGGAAUAUUAGAGGUGAAGCUCAUCCAAGCCAAGGAGUUACUAGACAAAGACCUCAUUGGGAAAUCAGAUCCUUAUGCUGUGGUAUUUAUACGUCCACUACGUGACCGAAUGAAAACCAGCAAAACAAUUAACAACCAAUUGAAUCCAAUCUGGAAUGAGCACUUUGAGUUCAUAGUUGAGGACGCUUCUACUCAGCACUUGACAUUAAAGAUUUAUGACGAUGAAGGUAUUGGAGCCUCUGAACUCAUUGGCUCUGCUCAAGUGCCACUGCAGGGUCUGGAGCCUGGUAAGGUGAAGGAUGUAUGGCUGAAACUGGUCAAAGACUUGCAGGUUCAUUGGGAUAAUAAAAACAGGGGUCUGGUGCAUGUGGAGCUUUUAUAUUGUCCUUAUGGAACAGAGAGUACAUUUAGAAAUCCUUUUGACCCAGACUUCAGAUUGACAUCAUUGGAGAAGGCCCUUAAAUCUGGAACAGAAGCUGCUGAUCUUAAAAAAUCUGGCUCACAAAGGAAAAGGGAUGUCAUUGUAAGAGGAGUUCUUUCUGUGACAGUGAUAUCUGCAGAGGAUUUGCCGGCUGCAGAUCUGAUGGGAAAGUCUGAUCCAUAUGUUGUACUUAUGAUGAAGAAAUCCGAACAGAAAAACAAGACUAGGGUUUUAAAUAACACUUUGAAUCCGGUUUGGAAUCAAACAUUUGACUUUGUUGUCGAGGAUGGGUUACAUGAUUUGCUAAUUUUAGAAGUCUGGGAUCAUGAUACAUUUGGAAAGGAAAAGUUAGGAAGAUGCAUUAUGACACUCACCAGGGUAUUACUAGAGGGGGAAUAUACAGACACAUUCUCCCUAGAUGUGGCUAAAAAGGGAAAGCUAAAUUUGCAUCUCAAAUGGACACCACAACUAGUACUCCGGGAACCCUGAUUACUUAGAGCCAAUGCAGCACAUUUCCAACGUACCAGAUUUCAUGUUGUAA